Notechis scutatus (mainland tiger snake) is the source of this 2394-nucleotide messenger RNA. The record is from RefSeq and is a predicted model, not a curated record. NCBI's taxonomy places the organism in Eukaryota, Metazoa, Chordata, Lepidosauria, Squamata, Elapidae.
UCAUGUAACUAUGUGUUCUAACCAUAUAGGAGCAACUUCAGGAAUACAAGUCUGGUUGUGACCUGGAGGAAGGUUGGGUCCUUAUGUGUAAGCAUGCAGAUAGUGGGGACAGGCUGGUACCAGUGGAAUCUAUGGAGAGGAUUCAGAGGCAGCAACAGCUCUUUGGGAUGGAUUUUAAACCAGUAAUCAGAUGGGAACAGGUGGUGGAUUUAACAUAUUCCUUGCAUCUUGGAGCAAAGCCAAAAAUCAUGGAGCCAGAUGUGGCUGCAGUAGAGAGACUUCGGUUUGUGCCACCCACAUGGAGCUAUGAAUGUGAUGAAGAUCUGGUACAUUUCCUUUAUGACCACAUUGGCAAGGAGGAUGAGAAUCUGGGUAGUAUCAAGCAAUAUGUGGACAGCAUCGAUGUCUCCUCUUACACGGAAGAAUUCAAUGUUUCAUACUUGACCGACAACCACGAAGACACCUACUGGGAGAGUGAUGGAUCCCAAGGCCAACACUGGGUCCGUCUCAACAUGAAGAAAGGAACCAUAAUAAAGAAACUCUUUCUGAGCGUGGAUACAACAGAUGAAAAUUUCAUGCCAAAAAGGGUGGCUGUGUAUGGCGGUGAGGGUGAUAACCUGAAGAAACUGAGUGAUGUCGGCAUUGAUGAGAGCUACAUUGGGGAUGUAUGUGUGCUGGAAGACAUGACAACUCACUUGCCAGUCAUUGAAGUCCGCAUUUUGGAAUGCAGAGAUGAUGGGAUUGAUGUCCGACUCCGGGGCAUAAAAAUCAAAUCUUCUCGGCAACGUGAAUUGGGGCUCAAUGCAGACAUGUUUCAACCAGCCAACCUAGUGAGGUAUCCACGACUGGAAGGGAGAGAUCCUGAUGUGCUUUAUUGGCGUGCUGUGAUCCUGCAGAGGUUUAUCAAGAUCUUGGACAGUGUGCUUCAUCACCUUGUACCAGCCUGGGACUACACACUCAGCACCUUCAAUGAACUAAAGCAUAUCAAACAGUUUCUGUUGCUGUCCAAGCGACGCACAAUGCUAAUCAGCCAGUGCCUCAAGGACUCUGAAACCAGCAAGCCCAACUUCAUGCCACGUCUCUACAUCAACCGGCGCCUAGCUAUGGAACAUCGCGACAAUCCUGCCCUUGACCCUACCUGUAAAAACACUGUCUUCACCCAGGUAUAUGAAGGCCUGAAACCUUCUGACAAGUAUGAGAAGCCACUGGAUUAUAGGUGGCCAUUGCGGUAUGAUCAAUGGUGGGAAUGUAAAUUCAUUGCUGAGGGCAUCAUUGAUCAGGGUGGUGGUUUCCGGGACAGCAUUGCUGAUAUGUCUGAAGAGUUGUGUCCUAGUUCAUCUGAGACGCCCAUCCCACUGCCAUUUUUUGUCCGCACAUCCAAUCAGGGCAGUGGAACUGGAGAGGCCCGAGAUAUGUAUGUCCCAAACCCAUCCUGCAAGGAAUUCCUCAAAUAUGAGUGGAUUGGGCAAAUAAUGGGUGCAGCUCUUCGUGGCAAAGAAUUUCUGGUCCUUGCCUUGCCCGGCUUUGUUUGGAAGCAACUGACAGGUGAAGAAGUGAGUUGGAAUAAGGAUUUCCCUGCUAUUGACUCAAUGCUUGUAAAACUUCUGGAGAUGAUGGAAGGAAUGGACAAGGAGACCUUUGAAUUCAAGUUUGGGAAUGAAUUGACCUAUACCACCGUACUGAGUGACCAGCGCAUGGUGGAACUUAUUCCUGGUGGCAUUCGCACUGUAGUACACCAUGAAAACCGGCUAGAGUUCAUCCAUCUGGUACAGAAAGCACGGCUGAAUGAGAGUAAGGAACAGAUUGCAGCCAUGCAGGCUGGACUUCUGAAGGUAGUUCCUCAGGCUGUCUUGGACCUACUCACUUGGCAGGAACUGGAGAAGAAGGUCUGUGGUGACCCUGAAGUUACAGUUGAGGCCUUGAAGAAGCUCACUCGCUUUGAAGAUUUUGAACCAUCAGACACCAGAAUUCAGUACUUUUGGGAGGCCUUGAACAACUUUACUAAUGAGGAUCGUAGUCGCUUUCUGAGAUUUGUUACGGGGAGAAGCAGACUUCCAGCUCGAAUUUACAUCUAUCCUGAUAAAUUAGGCUCGGAGACCACUGAUGCCCUCCCUGAAUCAUCCACUUGCUCCAGCACGCUCUUUUUGCCCAACUAUGUCUCUGCCAAAGUUUGUGAAGAAAAAUUGCGUUAUGCCGCUUAUAAUUGUGUGGCCAUUGAUACCGACAUGAGUCCAUGGGAAGACUGAAACCUGGAAGGAUGCUGGUUUUGCUGAUGGUGGUCUGAUUUUUGUCCUUGCUACCUGGAACAAGCUCUUGCACUCUGUUUAUCCUGACCCACCUUCCACAUAGUGUAUAUGGGUGUACAUAUCUAGAAAAUAAAAUAUCAAAUGUGAA